AUGACUUCGUCUGUGUUGGCAUUUGCUGGUGCGCGUGUGGUGCCUUCAGAAACCAAUGAGAAAACCAGGGAAAGAUACAGAGACGUUAUUGGUGUAUAUUUAUCCCCAGAUACACAGUUAUGCUACAUAUGCAGUUAUUUACUGAAUAAACUAACUAUUUUCAAGGCAAUAUGUUUAAACAGAAUCUUGGAAUAUCCUGCAGCACUUAGCCAAAAAUAUCCAAUGAAAUUACAAAAAAGUGACUUAGAAAUCCACAUCCUUUGCCCUGAGAAAUGUUAUGAAUAUAAACAAAUACACAGCGACAAAACAUAUCAAUUCAACCAUAGUGAUGAUUCCAAUGAUUAUAAUAAUACUGAAUAUAAUAAUGACAAUGAAUAUAGUAAUAAUGACAGUGAAUAUAUUCACAAUGAUACAGAAUAUAUGAAUAAUGACAUAAAUAAUGACACUGAAUAUAUUAAUAGUCAUAUUCAACACAUACAUAGUGACAGACAUGUAGUAUUAGAAGAGAAUGUAAUAGAACAGUUUAAUUAUGAAAACUAUGAUUCUAAUAAUUAUAAAAGAAAUUGUUCCAAUGAUAAAUCAGAAUUGGCUAUUUAUAAUAAAGAUUUCAAUGUUCCAAAGAAUCAAGAAUAUGACAAUGCAAUAGACUAUGGUGCAAGAAAUGAUGAUAAUGAUAUAAUAGAUUCAAAUAUUGAACAUGAUGACAUAAGAAAUGAUGAUCAAGCAAGCAUAUAUGACAUAAAAGUUGAGAUUGACAAUGAAAAUUUAUUAGAAACCAAUAUAGACAACUAUCACAAUUCUCAAAAAGUAAACAAUGAUACUGAAUUAAAUAAUAAAAAUUCUAGACAGGAAGAUACUAAGGCUGUAAAAAAAAGUAAAAAGAAGUCAGAUAAAGGUUUCAAAAGGAUAAUUUUGAGUCUAGAAAAGCAAAAGGCGGAAUUAGAAGCAAAUAGAAAGGAAAAGAAGUAUUUAGAAGCUGAAUUCAAGUGCUAUAACUGCGCUUUAAGUUUCUUAUUCAAAGAUACCUAUCAAGCACAUAUGAUGAGACAUGAAGAGUCCAACGGUGAAUACCAAUGUAGAACCUGCACUCUCCGGUUCGCAACCCCUGCCUCGCUAAGGAUCCACGCAGCGUGUCAUUCAGAGCGCUACUUGUGUCGCUCGUGCGGUGUGAGCCUAAAGCCGCGCGGCAAGAGGCGCCACUCCUGCCUCCAGCCGCGAGAGCCGCAGAGUGUCGCUUGCCACCUGUGCGGGAACUUGCUCAAAGACGCGAACGGCCUGCAGCAACAUUUGAAAAGGGUACACGCGAGCAAAGCCAGCGGGCGCAGAUAUGCUUGCAACGUAUGUGGAGACAGCUACACAAGACAAGGCGCUUUGAGAACGCAUAUGAUAAAGCACAUAAACCGCAAGUUCCACUGCGACCAAUGCGCCGGCACCUACAGCAGCCCUUACACAUUGAACCAACACAAGAAAACACAUCACAGCGACGGCACUAUGCACUAUUGUGAUACGUGCGGUGCGAGCUAUGCAGCUAAAAAGAGUCUAUUGGCGCAUAUGAGGAACACUAGCAACCAUUCUACCACUACAUACGAAUGCCCCAUCUGCAGUCGAGUUUGCCCCAACGAGAAGUCGCUAGCCUCUCACAUACAAUCAGUGCACUCGACGACUAAAGACUUCACUUGCUCGCUUUGCCCCGCUCGAUAUACUAAUAGGAAAUCCCUCGUUCGACACGUAACGGCGCAUACAAAGCAGAAGCCUACCAGAAUUGUCAUUUGUCACUUGUGUGGGACCAAUUUCAAGGAUAACAGUAAGCUGAAUAGGCAUGUUCGGGAAGUAUGCAAUAAGGCGAAAGAAGAACAGCUUCUAAUGUACGAUUAGAAGAUUAGAAAUAAGUUGUAUUUUAUCUGUGAUAAUAAUAUUUUUUGUGUUUAA
This is a messenger RNA of Maniola jurtina (meadow brown), 1929 nucleotides long. Its product is annotated as putative zinc finger protein 286B. The transcript has 10 exons. Bases 1 to 1875 code for a protein of 624 amino acids. The record is from RefSeq and is a predicted model, not a curated record. Gene Ontology annotation, biological process: regulation of transcription by RNA polymerase II. Gene Ontology annotation, molecular function: chromatin insulator sequence binding. Lineage: Eukaryota; Metazoa; Arthropoda; Insecta; Lepidoptera; Nymphalidae. Gene Ontology annotation, cellular component: chromosome.